Molecule: messenger RNA, 2181 nt
Organism: Piliocolobus tephrosceles (Ugandan red Colobus)
Lineage: Eukaryota; Metazoa; Chordata; Mammalia; Primates; Cercopithecidae
Gene: MTHFD2
Product: methylenetetrahydrofolate dehydrogenase (NADP+ dependent) 2, methenyltetrahydrofolate cyclohydrolase
Exons: 8
Coding region: 74-1123 (349 amino acids)
Biological process (GO): tetrahydrofolate interconversion
Cellular component (GO): mitochondrion
Molecular function (GO): methenyltetrahydrofolate cyclohydrolase activity; methylenetetrahydrofolate dehydrogenase (NADP+) activity; methylenetetrahydrofolate dehydrogenase (NAD+) activity
Source: RefSeq, a predicted model, not a curated record
UGCCACGAGGCCGCACUAUAACCGCGUGGCCCGCGCGCGCGCUUCCUUCCCGGCGAGGUCACCGGCGCGGGCUAUGGCUGCAUCUUCCCUCAUGUCCGCGUUGGCUGCCCGGCUACUGCAGCCCGCGCACAGCUGCUCCCUUCGCCCUCGCCCCUUCCACCUCGCGGCAGUUCGAAAUGAAGCUGUUGUCAUUUCUGGAAGGAAACUGGCCCAGGAGAUCAAGCAGGAAGUGCGGCAGGAGGUAGAAGAGUGGGUGGCCUCAGGCAACAAGCGGCCACACCUGAGCGUGAUCCUGGUUGGCGAGAAUCCUGCAAGUCACUCCUACGUCCUCAACAAAACCAGGGCAGCUGCAGAUGUGGGAAUCAACAGUGAGACAAUUGUGAAACCAGCUUCAAUUUCAGAGGAAGAAUUGUUGAAUUUAAUCAAUAAACUGAAUAAUGAUGAUAAUGUAGAUGGCCUCCUUGUUCAGCUGCCUCUUCCAGAGCAUAUUGAUGAGAGAAGGAUCUGCAAUGCUGUUUCUCCAGACAAGGAUGUUGAUGGCUUUCAUGUAAUUAAUGUAGGGCGAAUGUGUUUGGACCAGUAUUCCAUGUUACCGGCUACCCCAUGGGGUGUUUGGGAAAUAAUUAAGCGAACUGGUAUUCCAACCUUAGGGAAGAAUGUGGUUGUGGCUGGAAGGUCAAAAAAUGUUGGAAUGCCCAUUGCAAUGUUACUGCACACAGAUGGGGCACAUGAACGUCCUGGAGGUGAUGCCACUGUUACAAUAUCUCAUCGAUAUACUCCCAAAGAGCAGUUGAAGAAACAUACAAUUCUUGCAGAUAUUGUAAUAUCUGCUGCAGGUAUUCCAAAUCUGAUCACAGCAGAUAUGAUCAAGGAAGGAGCAGCAGUCAUUGAUGUGGGAAUAAAUAGAGUUCAUGAUCCUGUAACUGCCAAACCCAAGUUGGUUGGAGAUGUGGAUUUUGAAGGAGUCAGACAAAAAGCCGGGUAUAUCACUCCAGUUCCUGGAGGUGUUGGCCCCAUGACAGUGGCAAUGCUAAUGAAGAAUACCAUUAUUGCUGCAAAAAAGGUGCUGAGGCUUGAAGAGCGAGACGUGAAGUCUAAAGAGCUUGGAGUAGCCACUAAUUAACUAUUGUGUCUUCUGUGUCACAAACAGCACUCCAGGCCAGCUGAAGAAGCAAAGCAGGCCAAUAGAAAUGCAAUAUUUUUAAUUUAUUCUACUGAAAUGGUUUAAAAUGAUGCCUUGUAUUUAUUGAAAGCUUAAAUGGGUGGGUGUUUCUGCACAUACCUCUGCAGUACCUCACCAGGGAGCAUUCCAGUAUCAUGCAGGGUCCUGUGAUCUAGCCAGGAGCAGCCAUUAACCUAGUGAUUAACGUGGGAGACAUUACCAUAUGGAGAAUGGAUGCUUCACUUUGUCAAACUCGGUUACACAUUUGCCUUUUCUAGGAUUGCAUUUCCCAAGUGCUAUUCUAAUAACAGUUGAAUACUCAUUUUAGGUACCAAACCUUUUGAGUUCAACUGACCAAACCAAAGGAAAAGUGUUGCUAGAGAAAAUUAGGGAAAAGGUGAAAAAGAAAAAAUAGUAGUAAUUGAGCAGAAAAAAAAUUAUUCUAAUUUAUAUGUGUAUUGAUUGGUAACCAGAUUUAUCUAAGUAGAACUGAAUUGGCUAGAGGAAAAAAGAAAAACUACAUGUUAAUUGUUUUCCUAAGCUGUCUUUUUGAAGCUUAGUCAUUGGGAAAAUGUUUAGGAUUAUUCCUUGCUAUUAGUACUCAUUUUAUGUAUGUUACCCUUCAGUAAGUUCUCCCCAUUUUAGUUUUCUAGGAUUGAAAGGCUUCUUUUAUACAUUAUUCAUGUGUGUUGUCAUAUUUGGCUUUUGCUAUAUACUUUAACUUUAUUGUUAAAUUUUUGUAUUGUAUAGUUUCUUUGGUGUAUCUUAAAACCUAUUUUUGAAAAACAAACUUAGCUUGAUAAUCAUUUGGGCAGCUUGGGUAAGUAUGCAACUUACUUUUCCACCAAAGAACUGUCAGCAACUGCCUGUUUUUCUGUGAUGUAUGUACCCUGUUGACUUUUCCAUAAAUUUUUUAAGAGUUUGAGUUAAUAUUGAAUUUAAUUAGACUUUCUGAUUAAAUGUUUUUUUUUUCUUUUUUAAUAAAACACAUCUGUCUGGUGUGGUAUGAAUUUCUGAAA